Messenger RNA from Scomber scombrus (Atlantic mackerel), 2971 nucleotides. RefSeq names its product heterogeneous nuclear ribonucleoprotein U-like 1 (gene hnrnpul1). Bases 118 to 2823 code for a protein of 901 amino acids. The record is from RefSeq and is a predicted model, not a curated record. The transcript has 16 exons. Gene Ontology annotation, molecular function: protein binding. NCBI's taxonomy places the organism in Eukaryota, Metazoa, Chordata, Actinopteri, Scombriformes, Scombridae.
AUGAGGUCACGGCGGUGUCCGUCACUAGGCGGCGUCACAAAUCUUCACCACGGCUGACCCGCGCAAACCGCUUAAGAGGAGUAAAACACAUACAAACACACAAAUACCAGGAACACAAUGAGCGUUGACGUGAAGAAACUGAAAGUUAACGAGUUGAAAGAGGAGCUCCAGCGCCGUGGCCUGGACACCAGAGGCCUGAAGGCGGACCUGGUGGAGAGACUGAAAGCCGCUCUUGAGGCUGAAUCUCAGGCUGAUACCUCGGAGCCGGGGGAGCAGGGGGACCAGGGGGACCAGGAGGAGCAGGGCGAUGAAUUCUGCCAGGACUUCCAAGAUAAUGAAGAUAACGAUGAUGGAGAGGAUGCUCCUGAGCAACAAGAAGCAGCUGAGGAUGAGGACGAUGACGGUGAUGGUGAAGGUGACGUGCCCCAAGAAGAGGAAGAUGAUGAGGCUAGAGAUUCAGGUGGUUACUACGAGGAAGAGGAGGCAGAGGGUGAGCCUUACCAAAGUCAACCAGCUUCAGACUCGGGUCACAGCAUGCCCGACUUCACAGCGGACGUCGACAUACACAAAUCCAACGUGACGCCCGAGGAAGAGAACAAGCUUGUCCCCGAGCCAGAGCAAGAGCCGGAGCAAGAGCCAGAGCAAGAGCCAGAGCAAGAGCAAGAGCCAGAGCCAGACCCAGAGCCAGAGCAGAAAGUUGAGAACAAAGAAGAAGUAAAAGUGGAGAUCAAAACUGAAGAUGACUCCGAGGCUCCUGUAGACAGAGAGCAGGAUAAUCAUGGGACGGAGCAGGAGCAUGAGCAAGACGGCGCAGCUCAGGCUGAGCAAGUCAAAGUGGAGGCUGAUAAAGGCGGGAACUACAGCCGCAAGAGACCGUACGAGGAGAACAGGGGCUACGGCUACUAUGAGCACCGUGAGGACAAGAGAUCCCGCACACCACAGCCCCCUGCAGAAGACGAGGAAGAAAACAUUGAUGACACGCUUGUUACAAUUGAUACGUACAACUGUGAUCUGCACUUCAAAGUGUCCCGAGAUCGUUACAGCGGCUACCCACUGACGAUCGAAGGUUUUGCUUACCUGUGGGCUGGAGCACGAGCUACACACGGUGUCACCCAGGGUCGUGUCUGCUACGAGAUGAAGAUCAAUGAGGAAAUUCCUGUGAAGCACCUGCCUAGCAGUGAGCCAGACCCCCACGUGGUCAGAAUUGGAUGGUCCAUCAACCACAGCAGCACUCAGCUUGGUGAGGAGCCCUUCUCCUUUGGAUAUGGAGGAACAGGAAAGAAAUCGUCUGACUGUAAAUUUGCAGACUUUGGCGAGAAGUUUGGUGAAAACGAUGUCAUCGGUUGUUAUAUUGACUUCGACAGCGGUGAAGAGGUGGAGAUGGGCUAUUCCAAGAACGGCGUGUCGUUGGGCGUCGCUUUCCGGACGACCAAGGAGGCGCUGGCGGGUCGGGCCCUUUUCCCUCACGUCCUAGUGAAGAAUUGCGCCGUUGAGUUCAACUUUGGCCAGAAGGGGGAGCCUUACUUUCCCCCGCCGGAGGGAUACACCUACAUCCACAAUAUCGACAUGGACGACAAGAUCAGAGGCACUAAAGGACCUGCCAGCAAAUCUGAAUGCGAGAUCUUGAUGAUGGUCGGCUUGCCUGCCUGUGGAAAGACUACUUGGGCCAUAAAGCACGCAGAGACCAACCCUGAGAAGAAGUACAACAUCCUGGGCACCAACGCCAUCAUGGACAAGAUGAAGGUGAUGGGUCUGCGUCGCCAGAAGAACUACUCCGGCCGGUGGGAUGUCCUGAUACAGCAGGCCACCCAAUGUCUGAACAGGCUGAUCGAGAUCGCUGCACGCAAGAGGCGCAACUACAUCCUGGAUCAGACAAAUGUAUAUGGAUCAGCAAGGAGACGAAAAAUGCGUCCUUUUGAAGGUUUUCAACGCAAGGCUAUUGUAAUUUGUCCCACGGACGAGGAUUUAAAAGAACGAACAUUAAAGCAAACCAAUGAGCAGGGGAAGGAUGUGCCCGAUCAUGCUGUUUUAGAAAUGAAAGCCAACUUUACUAUCCCUGAGGCUUGCGACUUCCUGGAGGCGGUGACGUACAUUGAGCUGCAGCGCGACGAGGCUGACAAGCUGUUGAAGCAGUACAAUGAGGAGGGCCGAAAAGCUGGACCGCCCCCCGAGAAACGCUUUGACAACAGGCAGGGUGGUUUCCGUGGCCGUGGCAGCGGUAGCUUCCAGAGGUACGACAACCGCGACAGUUCCCGCGGUAGUUACCAGAACCGCAGCGGAGACGGAGGCAGUGGAUACAGAGGAGGCUACAAUCGUGGCAGCUACAACCAAAACCGCUGGGGCAGCAACUACCGUGACGGAAGCUCUGACACACGUGGUGGAUAUAACCGCAGCCAGCAGUCAGGAGCAAGCUACAAUCGCCCGGCUCCUUACAACAAAGGAGGAUACAACCAGGGCUACAGCCAGAGCUACAACCAGGGGUACAACCAGGGCAGCUACAACCAGAACUACUACAGCAACUACAGUCAGUACCCGGGAUACAGCCAGAGCUACAGCCAGACGCCCACCACUGCACAGACGUACAACCACCACCAGCAACAGCCGCAACAGCAGCCACAGCAGCCACAGCAACAACAACAGCAGCAGCAGCAGCAGCAGCAGCAGCAGCAACAACAACAACAGAGCUACAACCAGCAAUAUCAGCAGUACGCUCAGCAGUGGCAGCAGUACUACCAGAACCAGAACCAGUGGAACCAGUAUUACAGCCAGUACGGCAGCUACCCUGGACAGGGCAGCCAAGGCUCAUCUUCAGGUUCCCAGUAGCUUUUUUUGCCCCCUUUUUUGCAUCUGUCCCUGCACCCACCACCUGUGUCCUAACAAAAGAAACAACAAAAAAAUCCCUCCUUCCUUCAGACCUCUGCAGCAGAACGACCUUUUUGUACAGUUCCACGAGUCACCUACCACAACUGUC